UCUUGUUUGGCAUAACGUGGAACCAUUUAAUCAUAAGAGGAAAUAAUGAUAAAGAAGCCGAGAUAGCCGUUGCCGUUACAACAGAAAAUGUGAGGCCAAAGGUAAAAUAGAAUUAGAAUAAGCAAUGUGACCGUUACAUACCCCUCAAAUUCAAUUCAAAAUCCACGGAGAAACUUCAGCAAUCAAAAAAGAAGAGCAGAGCAGUGCUAGUCCCCAAUUACCCAAAAAAUGAGAGAAGGACUGCAACAGCUUGAAAUGGCCGAAGAGCAAAUGCAACAGCUCAGAUCCAAAGCCACGGAGCUACUCCUCAGAGAAGAAUGGGAGGAGGCCGUGCUUGCCUACUGUGAGUUCAUCAACCUCUGCCAAGAUCAAAUCUCAAAGACCCAACAGCACCCAGACCCAGAUCACCUCCCCAAGCUCCACAGAUCCCUCUGCUUAGCGCUCUCUAAUCGAGCCGAAGCGCGUUCCAGGCUGCGGGAAUUCGCCCAAGCAUUGAAAGAUUGUGAUCAUGCACUGAAAAUUGGGAGUACCCAUUUCAAGACCCUGCUCUGCAAAGGUAAGAUUCUGCUAAAUCUGAAUAGGUACUCUAUGGCUUUGGACUGCUUCAAGGCUGCUCUGCUCGAUCCUCAGGCUAGUGGGAACGCUGAAAGCCUUAAUGGGUAUUUGGAGAAAUGCAAAAAGCUCGAGUUUCUUUCGAGGACUGGAGCUUUUGAUCUCUCGGAUUGGGUUGUAAAUGGGUACCGAGGAAAGCCCCCGGAACUCGCAGAGUACAUUGGUGCGGUGCAGAUCAGGAAGUCUGGGAUCAGUGGGCGUGGCCUAUUUGCAACAAAGAACAUUGAUGCCGGGACUCUGGUGUUGGUCACCAAAGCGAUUGCCACGGAAAGGGGUAUAUUGCCUAGCGAAGAUUCGGGCGAGAAUGCCCAAUUGGUCAUGUGGAAGAAUUUUAUUGAUAGAGUUUCCGGUUUCGUCACAAAAUGUCCUAGAACCUGUAAUUUGAUGAAUACAUUGUCGACUGGAGAAGAUGAGGAAGGGCUAGAGGUUCCCGAUAUAAGCCUCUUUAGGCCUGAGGCAGAGGAGAACAGCCACUCGAAUGAGAAGCCUGAUAUGGGUAGGAUUUUGAGCGUCUUGGAUGUGAAUUCUCUGGUUGAGGAUGCGGUUUCAGCCAAAGUUCUGGGGAAGAAUAGUGGUUAUUAUGGUGUUGGAUUAUGGCUACUGGCUUCAUUCAUUAACCAUUCAUGUAGUCCUAAUGCAAGGCGUUUGCAUGUAGGGGAUUAUGUGAUGGUUCAUACUUCAAGGGAUGUUAAGGCAGGCGAAGAGAUUACUUUUACCUAUUAUGAUGCUCUUUCUCCAUACAACAAGCGCAAGGAAAUGUCAAAGACAUGGGGCUUCCAUUGUAAUUGUAAGAGGUGCAAGUUUGAGGAGGAAAUGUGUGCAAAGCAAGAGAUGAGAGAGAUUGAGAUAGGUCUUGAAAGAGGAAUGGAUAUGGGCGGUGCAGUCUACAAGUUAGAGGAAGGUAUGAGGAGAUGGGUGGUGAGGGGGAAGGAGAAGGGCUUCUUGAGGGCAUCGUUUUGGUCUGCAUAUUCUGAGGCUUAUGGUUGUGAUAAGUCAAUGAAGCGGUGGGGACGGCGGAUUCCCGCCGUCAAUGCAGUGGUGGAUAGCGUACUGGAAGUUGCGGGAAGUGAUGAUAGGUUGCUCAAGGUCUUGGUUGACGGAUUGAAGAAAAGCAAUGGGGUAGCGGACAUGGAGAAGGCUUUGAAGUUGGGAAGAGGAGUGUACGGAAAGGCAGCUAAAAAGCAAGCACUAAGGACAUUACUCGAGCUUGGCUCUCACUAACACAUCUAUUAUCUUUUUGAUUGUUAUUAACAGAAUUGUUAGCCUAUUGGCUAAUAGAUCCGAUCAUUUUUCUUUCUCUUUUCUGCCUCUUUGAUCUGUUUAAUUACUUCUAGAAAGAAUGCCUCAAGUUGUCUUGACCAAUAACCAUUUCAUAUGUUCAUGUUUCUAAUUUGAAGUUCAUUUAGAGACUUGC
Corylus avellana is the source of this 2026-nucleotide messenger RNA. RefSeq names its product SET domain protein 35 (gene SDG35). NCBI's taxonomy places the organism in Eukaryota, Viridiplantae, Streptophyta, Magnoliopsida, Fagales, Betulaceae. The record is from RefSeq and is a predicted model, not a curated record. Gene Ontology annotation, molecular function: protein binding.